AUGCUCUUUCAUCGAAAGCACGACAAGAGAAUUCGAAGACAAGAUGAUAUGACAAGUGGGAAUACAAUGUUCAAGAUUUCAUUGUCUCUGAAUGUUCUACUGAUGCUGUAUUUCUUUUUCAGCCCCUCGAAAGACGGCGGCAUUGGUACCACGACUUACAAUUCUGUGGAUCAAACGAUUGGCAAAGCAAUGGUCUGGCACGGAGGGCAUCCCAAUGAAGCUCGGGCUGGAUCUUGUUGGUGCGGUAAAGACGAUGGGUAUUGCAUGUGCACACCAAAUGUCGCCAUUGAUUUGAUCAUUCGGUCAGGUGACAAUCAUGUGUGGUUAGUCCGACGCAAAGACACCGAUCAAUUGGCAAUCAUGGGAGGCUUUGUGGAUGUCAAUGAAACAGCUGAACAUGCUGUGAAAAGAGAGCUCAUGGAAGAAAUGGGCGUUGAUCUCAAGGAACCACCCAAGCUAUUUGGAGUCUAUUCGGAUCCGAGACGUGACAAUCGAAGAAGGAACAUAUCUUUGGUGUACGCUGUCUACUUGCACGAAGAAAUACAUCCGAAAGCAGGCGAUGAUGCGAAAGAAGUCAAGAAGUUAUCACUGGACGACGUUGAAAAGCAUGAGUUCUUUUCCGAUCACAAAACAAUUCUGCUAGAUUAUAGAAGGUUCAUACGACAGCAAUCGCCGAUUCUUGACACUACAGGCGACUUUGCGGCUGAUAUUACUCGGUCUACAUGUGUAGCAAACUCAUAA
Molecule: messenger RNA, 741 nt
Organism: Cylindrotheca closterium
Lineage: Eukaryota; Bacillariophyta; Bacillariophyceae; Bacillariales; Bacillariaceae
Source: the annotation of a GenBank genome assembly